Molecule: messenger RNA, 760 nt
Organism: Prunus avium (sweet cherry)
Lineage: Eukaryota; Viridiplantae; Streptophyta; Magnoliopsida; Rosales; Rosaceae
Source: RefSeq, a predicted model, not a curated record
UUCCUCCUCCGAUUUGCUUUCAAUUAUAUCUCAGAAAAUGGGAGGAAGGAGAACUCAAACUGAUUCAGGAAGCAGAUCAUCAAGCUCAUCCAUUUUACAAGAUGAUCAAGAAGGCUUAUCAUCUUCCUCAUCAAAAGCACAGCUACUUUUCAACAACGCGCCAAUUGUCUCAUCCUACAACGACAAAAUUCGCCCUAUGCUUGAUGCCAUUGACAAGCUCCGCAUCCUCAUGGUUAUGGAGGAAGGCAUCCAGCUGCCCACCAUUGUUGUUGUGGGAGACCAGUCAUCUGGCAAAUCCAGUGUUCUUGAGUCCCUUGCCGGCAUCAGCCUGCCGCGUGGACAAGGUAUCUGCACAAGGGUUCCUCUCGUAAUGAGGCUUCAGCACCACUCUGAUCCUCAACCAGAGCUUUCACUGGAGUACAAUGGCAGAGUUGAGCACACUGAUGAGGACAAAGUUUCUGAAGACAUUGUGAAUGCCACUAAUCUGAUUGCAGGACACAAGAAGGGAAUUUCAGACACCCCAUUGACCUUGUUGGUGAAGAAGAAUGGUGUGCCUGAUUUGACCAUGGUUGACCUCCCUGGAAUUACUAGAGUUCCAGUUCAUGGCCAGCCUGAGAAUAUCUAUGAUCAAAUCAAAGAUAUGAUCAUGAAGUAUAUAAAACCAGAUGAGAGCAUCAUUUUGAAUGUUUUAUCUGCUUCUACAAGCCAAGACCUUGUUUUCUCCUUGAAAUUUUCUUUGCUUUCUUUUACAAAAUCAUAG